Messenger RNA from Mya arenaria, 3134 nucleotides. RefSeq names its product RING finger and SPRY domain-containing protein 1-like. Lineage: Eukaryota; Metazoa; Mollusca; Bivalvia; Myida; Myidae. The transcript is spliced from 15 exons. Gene Ontology annotation, molecular function: ubiquitin-protein transferase activity; protein binding. Gene Ontology annotation, cellular component: cytoplasm. Bases 308 to 2254 code for a protein of 648 amino acids. The record is from RefSeq and is a predicted model, not a curated record.
UUUAAAAUCCAAGAUGGCAGCCUACUGUAAUGUUGACAAUCUGUCAAACUGAAACAUUUUCGUUGGCAAAAAUUGAGCUUUAUGUAUGGUACUUAAGAAGUAAAAAAUAAGUUGAUUUUAAUGUCUGGUGGAUACGUUAAUAUAAUAGAAAACAAUGAUACCAUAUUUAAAUUUGAGAUUUAUCUUUUGUGACAAACAAAACUUUUUAAAAAUGGAUAUAUUAAUCCAUUAUAUAUGACUUAUAAUGUAAAAGAAGAAAAAGGGAUUAAAGUGUUGGAUAUUCAUCCCAUAUUGUGAUAGAAUAGUGAUGGGAAGUUGUGUAUGUAAGGACAAGACGUCAAGCGGCCUUGAGCCUGCAGGUGCAAUGUCCAAUAACCAUGUGUCACAGGCCUCUGUUGAUGGAGGCCUGUAUCCGGUCCUCAUGGAUGGCGGCAGCUCAUCAUCAUCAGGUUACCAUGGAAGCCUUGGCCUCGAAUCACGGUCCACCACCAAGAUCACCACAGUCCGUUCCCUCGUACUGGAAACUUUGUCUGUCAUACGGACCCUCAUUGACAAUGAGACAGAGCCACCAGCAGCCAUGUUGACCCUACACAAGGUAGCAGAGACGGAGGCAGGAUGGCUGGAUGUUGCGCGCUCACUGAUCCUUGCAAUCCCAGCAGACGACCCCCUUGGACCUGCUGUCAUCACGCUCCUUCUUGAUGAAUGCCCCCUCCCAACAAGGGAGGCAAUUGUGGAGCUUAGGGAGAGCCUGGGUGUUUCCAGUAAUGGCCCAGCCCCGGUGUACAGGGACAAGUGCUGCCAGCGCAACCUCUGUGUGCUGCUUGGUUGUCUCGCGGAGAAACUUGCAGGUCCCAACAGUAUCACCCUAUUGUCACAAGACGUCCUUGACUACCUGAUUAGUAACUUGAACAUGUCUCGGCCAGCUGUGAUAGUUCUACAUUCCAUUGUGGCCCUAGAGAAGUUUGCACAGACCAGUGAGAACAAGGUGACAAUCAUGCAACGGCUGGAAUCAUUGAACCCCAAUCCCCUUGAGAGGCUGGAGGGACUCUGGGCGGACCGCGACUUCCGAAAACGUGAGGUGGGCUUCUGUGCCCGCUGGUGCCUUGACAAUCUAUUUACCUCCAAGGUUCGUGGGUACUCGUAUGAGAAUGAGGACCUCAGUACCACAAAUGUUAUGUUGAACAGUAAUGAUGUGAGUGAAUACCUGAAGAUAGCUCCGAACGGUCUUGAUGCUCGGUGUGACGCAUCGUCGUUCGAGAGUGUUCGCACCACGUUCCAGGUCGACUCUGGGGUUUGGUAUUAUGAGGUUACCAUAGUAACUGCUGGCGUCAUGCAGAUCGGCUGGGCAACCAAGGACAGCAGCUUUCUCAAUCAUGAGGGUUACGGUAUUGGUGAUGAUGAGUUUUCCAUCGCGUACGAUGGUUGUCGACAGCGUAUCUGGUAUGGAGCCCACAGCCAACCACACAAACACCCGUGCUGGAAACCAGGUGACAUUCUAGGACUACUGUUGGAUGUCGACAACCAGGCCAUUAUCUUCUCCCUCAAUGGCAGCCCUCUGCCUCCCGAGUCGGACCUAUUUAUGUGUGCAAGGAGUGGUUUUUUCGCUGCGGCUAGCUUCAUGUCAUACCAGCAAUGUGAGUUCAACUUCGGGUCACGGCCGUUCCGCUACCCACCUCAAGGCUACAGCUUUAAGUGCUUCAAUGACCACGGACAUCUCUCCUCUGACCAGAAAAUCAUCAUGCCAAGGUUCCAGCGCCUAGAGGAGAUCCGCAAUGUUCAGGUGCCGGAGGACUCCUGUACGCUCUGCUUCGACAACCCCGCCUGCCUCCUCCUUGAGCCGUGUGGACACAGGGGUUUCUGCUCCACGUGUGCUCUGCAGUUGGAGACGUGCCCCAUCUGUCGCCAGGAGAUAUCUGAACGUAAGCAGGUACUUAUUGGGGUUCCAUCACAUGUUCCCCCAUCCCAAGUCAGCGACACAAACGUUACAACAGACACCAAAGAUACAGACAGUCGUGUCACAGCGAACACAGCUGCUCGCAUCAAAGAUAUGGACUUUAACCAGAAGGGGAAAUAUUUGAGAUCGGACAAAGUUUCCAAGAGUGGGAGUGUGGAGGGGGUCACCAGUGUUGAUGGUGUUGUGCGGGAAGGGGGCGCGGUCGUUAAUGGUUUAGGGCAGGAACAGGGACACAGAAACAGUGACUCCCACACUGACAUGCAAACUACUCAACAUAUACACCAGUCUGGGACCAGCUAGUACAGGCUGUAAUCAUAGGCCAUUACUUUAAAAAUUUACUUUUACAUUACAUAUGUCAAUGUGUAAAUUUAAUAUGAAUGAAAUAUUUUCAUAGAAAUGCUCACCUUUUUCAUAUAAUAUUCAAAUAAACAUUUGUAUCACUAAGAAAGCAAGUAUGUUUGGAAUUGAAGAAUUCGAUGGUUGCCAUAAUGAUGCAUAAAACAAGACAGACAUGUAUCAGGUACAAAAGAUAACAGAGACAUAGAUUCAUACUGGUACUUAUUAUUUCUAUAAAUGUAUGCCUUCCAAACAUAAAGAUCUGGCCCCAUGUCAUGGACAUUGAGACAUACUGGUACUUAUUAUUUCUAUAAUAAACUGGUAUGUGAUAUCCCUUUUGAACGUUAAGAUCUGGCCCAAUUUCUGGAUCAUUCAAACAAGUCCCUUAUUACAGGAUCAAGCUAUGCUCACUAUUUUUGUUUUAGUAUAAAAUAUGAGUUUUGAGACCUUGAGGAAAUCAUUUAAAAGAUAAUCAUAAACUAGUUUUCAUUUUGUAAGUUUAAGCAAGUGAUUUGGUUAACUGAAGUAAGAUACUUAAACUUGUUAUGCUUAAGUUUUUUUCGAGAAUUUGGGCAUGUUCUGUAUUGUAUACUUAAUAACACAGAAAAGGGAACAAGAGGAAAACACAAUCUUACAUUUAUUCAAAUAUGAAAAGCUAUGCAUCAUAAAGAACUGAGUAUUUAAUUGUUACAAAAACCAUUGUAUGCUUUAGAGAAACUAUAUGGAUCAGGCAUCCUUUUUUAUAGUUUUUACUUUGCAUCUUUUUUAUUAUUUGUAUAUAUGCUCGCAUCUACGUAUGAUACAUUGUACAUGGUUGAAUGUGCAAAGAAAGAUAUUUCAACAA